UAUUGCAAUGCAAGUAGAAGAAUUACUAGAAUACGUUCCUGAAUCUAUAAAUCUCAUCCUAGAGCCAACUCAAAAUAAAGGGGCCCUUUAUCUUGGAAAUAUUGCCUCCUUAUUUAAAUCUAUUAAAAAAAAUCAAAUAAGAGUAUAAAUCAGAAUGUAUUAGUAAGGCUGCAAUCUCAAUAUGCGAACCACUAGACACGAAAGGUAUUCAACUUGAAUAGCAUCUUUAAAUUGCUCUGGAUGAUUAUGAAGACUCUAACAUCAAAUAAUAUUUUACUUAGACAAACUUGUUCAUCUAAGAAAAUUUAAAUGUAAUUUAUUAUUACCAAUUAUCUAGAAAGGAAACCUAUUGGUUCAUUGUAUGGCUGGCGUUUCUAGAAGUGCUGCUAUUGUCAUUGCAUAUGUCAUGUGGAGCUAGAAAAUGACAUUUUAAAAUGCGCUUCUUUUUGUUACUCAAAGACGUGAAUAAGUCUAUCCUAAUAAAGGUUUUAGACAAUAAUUAAUGCAAUACGAAGAAGAAUUGAAAACUCUACAAUGA
Molecule: messenger RNA, 538 nt
Organism: Paramecium octaurelia
Lineage: Eukaryota; Ciliophora; Oligohymenophorea; Peniculida; Parameciidae
Source: the annotation of a GenBank genome assembly